Molecule: messenger RNA, 2397 nt
Organism: Diaporthe batatas
Lineage: Eukaryota; Fungi; Ascomycota; Sordariomycetes; Diaporthales; Diaporthaceae
Exons: 4
Coding region: 1-2397 (798 amino acids)
Source: RefSeq, a predicted model, not a curated record
AUGGGUCACUUUUCGAGCUUCGACGGGCUGCCACUCAUCGUGCAUGAUGCCAUCCUGCGCUCGCUAGCCUCCCCAUGGGAUGUCGCCAAUCUCAUACGUGCCAGUCCUGGUUCCCUCCAAGCAUACACCACUGGCAGCCCAAGCUCUGUGCUGUUAUCUGCAUUGCGCAAGGUUUUGUCACUAGAGAACCAGCACCUAAUGAAUAUAGUCGUAGCUGCUGGACACCACCUGCGUACUGGGCAUUGGCUCACUAGGACCACCGCAGCCACCAAGGUAGAGCUCGAGGGUAUAGCAUCUCGAGAUGAACUUGAUCAGGCUCUCCGUUGCGUCUUCCAGAAGGUCCAUCCAACACCCCCGUGCCCCAAGCCCGAGAUUCACCAUUUGUCACCCAACACAAUCGACUCUUCGACCAGGCUGUUCGCCAUCAUCCACAAGGCAAUUCAAACUUACAGUCUCUACACAAUGGCAAGGGCGCAGCGACGUGUCACCAGGGAUUCCGGCCCCCAGACAUUUGCUUCGCUUAGCACCCUUUGUGUCGCACCAGCUUUGCAAGACGGCGAGACUCAACGACUUUGGAGGGCCUUCUUGCUUUAUCAGCUGUUUUGCGUCGUGUGGGGCCUGCCCCAGAUAGGCCGGGAUGUCAACAGUGACCAGGAAAUCGAACCCCCCCGAGACUUCCCCUCCAUCCGUGACUUGCUCAGUCAGAUGCCAGUAUACAUGCGCGAGGAGCUUAGUUGUAUCCGUGAAUAUGUGUGUGAACAGUACCUGUUGGCAUUCAACGAGGUCGUCGGGAGUUUCUCUCUUGCUGUCGCCAGGAUGGGCCAACGUACUGCUUCCGCCACGGACUCUUCAAACUCUCUGCCAGACGAAUCUCUUCGCCUUUAUAGGUAUCCCGGUUGUGCCCCCGGCCAGGAAGGCUGGCCGUUCAGCAUGUCCCUGCUAGGACCUGGCUUCUGGCAAGACUUUCUCUCCCACGACGCGACAGCCCGACUUCACUUUUUUCGAGCAACCUUUCACCUUUUCAAUAAAUGUCGUUUUCAAACACGACUUUUCUUUUCCAGGCGUGAUACCACAAGCCUGCGUUACUUCAAGGAAAAAGUCUUGCACUCAGACUUGGCCGAACUUCCGAUCACCUACACCACGCGUCGCCGUUUGAGGGCCGUCGGUUGGGCAUUCUGGGACGACCCUGACCGACUUGCAUCUAUGGAUCUGGUUCCUGGCCGCGUGAAUGCAGCUUACGGAAACGAGUCUGGAGAUCCGACAGAGCAAGCUCGAGAGGUUCGGGCACACCUCGCCCGGGACUUUGGCACUGUCCUCCACCAGAAUUGCUGCGACGAUAUCAAACGUCUCUUCAGGUCGGCAUGCAGCUUGAAGUUCAGCGAAGUCAUCUCGGCUGUGACCGGCCCUCGCGACCAGAAAGUGAGAGGCACCGAGGCCGAAGCCACCGUCAGCGAUGGACGACUGGAACAGAAGCCGGGUGACGGACGUCUAGGAAGCAAGAGACGACAAGGCCCUGAGGGACUAUUCCCAAUUUUUGGAAAAUCACAGCCUCAUUACCAUAUCUCCGAAGAAGAAGCAAAAUUAUACCUGCUAAUGCCCUCAUUAUCGAGCACUGCCAGUACAGGAUUACACCAAUCGGCCUUCACUUUCUUACGGGCCGUGUCCUGGGCGUGUUCGCAUCUCAACUCCACAAACCGUGACCAGUCUCGAACCCACCAACCAAAACCACGUCUCCGGAUGGUCCUGGAAGCCCAUCAUGCCGUACAUCUUGUGACGCGCCUCCACAACCCCAGGCCGCCCCCGAUGAAACAGCUCCCAGUACCUCCUGUGCCCAUCUCCACCGGCAUCAUCAUCCUCAACGUCAAAAUACGUGUCGCCCUCGAACUGGCCCAGGGCCACCGCCCGGCCCGCGAUAUCGCCAUCCGACAACAAGUGCACCACCGCCCGCGCGUGCGACUCCACAGGCACGAAGCGCACCCCGAGCGCCUGCAGGACCUCCGAGAGCCCGCCCUCGCCGGCGUUCAUGCCUGUCUCCAUGAACCACGGCACUAUGGCGUUGACGCGGACCCCCUUGCUCGCAAAGGGGACCCGGGCGGAGCGGAACAGCCCCCGCGCGCCGAACUUGGACCCGGUGUGGAUGAUGCUCGCGGGCAGCGUGACGAAGGACUCGGGGCUGAGGACGAAGACCACGCUCCUGCUCCGCGGUCUCGGGCCCGGCGCGGCCGUCAUGUACAGCUGCGCCAACUUGGGGCUGAACAUGGCGCCCUUGGUGUUGAGGUCGAUGGGCCGCGCGUCUGGCUCGGGUGGGUCCUCGGCGUCCAUGUCCGCCACGCCCGGGUCGUCCGAGAGGAAGAAGGGCUUGUCCAUGACGCCGGCGUUCAUGAAGAGGUGGUCUAG